CUUACUUGCCGUUGGCAUAUAUGGAUCGGAGCCAGUCGGCAUCAGCUUCCAGUAGUAGUGGAACGGGAGGUCCCAAACCGAGAAUCAAGUCGUUCAGCCGAUUGAGUACUCUUAGUUCGACACGGGGUGCCGGCGUUGAUGGAUUCACGUUUCCCUUACAGACGGCGGAUGAAAUCGAACGGCUAGAGGUGGCCGUUCGAGAGGACCGGACGCUAUGGAAUCAGUAUGUGGAAUACCUACGGGACAAGAAAACCGAAAUCAUGGACAUCCCGAGUGUGAUGAAGCUGCUGUUCCUGGACGAAGCCCUCGAUGGAUACAACUUCAACGGCAUUCAGGGCCGCAAGAUGCAGAAGCGUCCGCUCAAAAUGUACGCCAUCUUCAUCGAUUGUAUGCUGGAUGCGUGGGCCGAGUACACUGUAGAAGUACUUUGUAAAACGGUGGAAGAUGCCAUCCGCAAAACCCAUUUCCGUCAUUCGAAGCGUGUUUACCGGGCCAAGAAGGCACUCGAGGAAGAGAAACUGAUAUUCGAACCGAAAACAAUCUACUUGGGGCAUCAGCAAUCACCACAUUAGAAUUCGAAUAGAAUAAAAAUAAAUAAAACCUCUGUACCUAUGACGCGUGUUUCAUUUGGAAUUGGCAAUCUAGUACUACUUCACCCGCCAUCACUAAUCGAGUGCUUUAUUUUUAGUGCUCAAGCGGAUCGAGCUGUUCAAACUGAGCGCACAACAAGGUGUCGACAAUUUUACAUUCCCCAUCCCGGACAGUGAUACAAUUGAGCGGUUAGAGGCCGCAGUCCGGAUGUUUCCCACCGUUAGGAAACAAUACAUCGAGCACCUACGGCGAAUCAAGGAGCAAACCCAGAUGGUAACGAAAGCGUUUCCAGUUCUGUUCUCCGAUGCAGCCCUGGACAACUACAACUAUAAUGGGACUGGUCGGAAGGAGCGUCGUCCCAUGAAGGAUUACCACGUGUUUCACGAUUGCAUGCUAGAGGCAUGGCGCGUGGAUGGCGUAACCGAAGAACACCUCCAGGAGAGCAUCAACGUGGUCAUCAAGCGGGCCGACGGCCGGAAACGGGCCAAACUGUUCAACUUCCGCCGGCGGAUCUUCCAGAACGUGGGCACCAUCUUCUCCAGCUAUCCGGAGGGAUUUCCGGACAGCUUUCCCAACAUACAGUCCUAAUGGGAUGGCCUGGUUACGCCAGUGUGGUCGUGCAGUACUAGAUUAAGACGAAUGCAAUAUUUAUUUUAGCGCGUAUUUUAAUGUGAUUUCACAUUCAGCAUAUUUAUUUAUGUAUAACCUACCGAAGUAUUUUCAUAUUUAAGGUUCAUCGACAUUUUAAACCGAAUUCAACUGUGACAUCGAAGUGACGUUUUUUAGACGCAUUUUAGUUUAUUUUACCGUUAAUGUGAGACUGCUGUUGUACCAGAGCAUUCUAGGCCCAUACUAAUUUUGAACAUACUUGAGCAAUUUUUAGAUAAUGGUUCAUUCCAUCAUAUCCAAUCUCCGUACUAUGUGAUCUUUAUGUUUUACAUUUUAUUAUUUUUCAAAUGGUGAAAAUGUAGUAAUCUAGGCAAUCCCGUACGUAGUACAGCGUACUAGAAUAGUAUAAAAUGUAAAGGGGAAGAGAAAAUCCAAACAAUGAAGUAUCUGUGGUCAAGAACUGUUUGAUGAUACGAGGAUGGCCUAUCUCGAGUUUUUUUCGUUGUUAAAUCAAAUUUCUUCGUAGAUUUGGUUUCCUUGAGAUUGUGUUUACUGCUCAAGGGAUUUUCUCAGCUAAUAUCUCAAUUUGAACUUGCGGUUUUUGUGAGCUCUAAUAAAACAGCUUGAAAGUAU
Aedes albopictus (Asian tiger mosquito) is the source of this 1833-nucleotide messenger RNA. RefSeq lists its product as uncharacterized. Lineage: Eukaryota; Metazoa; Arthropoda; Insecta; Diptera; Culicidae. The record is from RefSeq and is a predicted model, not a curated record. Bases 21 to 572 code for a protein of 183 amino acids. The transcript is spliced from 5 exons.